CGCGCCAGCGGACGCAGCGCUUAAUUCACUGGAAGGCUUACGUGAAGAACACACACCAGCCGUUACGCAAACGCUGCCUGCAACAACCUGCACAGGAGCCCGAGGCGUACUCGCAGUCAAGAACGUGGACUUGGGUGACAGUAGAGGUGUGAAGGAGGAAGGCGUGCGAUCACACUUCACGGAAGUAUUACGAACAUUGUUUCACUGACAAAGACAUGCAUGGUUGGAGGGUGCCAAGCUGGUGACAGACUUCGCACAGUAGCCUGCAAAGAAUGAAAUUAUUUUAUUGCUGGAGUUCCAUACCAUAAAGACUAAGAGUCGCCAGUGAAGACAGACAGCUGUGCGGUGGCCGUAGCCAUAUUGGCCCAUCUGCCCCAGUUCCAGGACUGCCCCCCGCCCCGCCUCUUCCCAGAAGGUUCCUUCUGGUCAUCUACCAAAGGACACACAAGCCUUUUCCUGCCCAGAGGCCCUGGCCAGCACCUCAGGAAGCAAUCAACAACUUCCGUGGCUUCCUGGCGUGCCCCCGACAUCAGCAAGUGGUCUCUUACAGAAUGUGAUCAGACAACAGCAUAGAUGGCCUCUGGGGACUUCAUGUCUUCUGGAACCCUCUUUGAUGAGGCGUUCCUCCAAAACACCUCCUCCUUCCCCCCUCCUCCCUUCCUCUCCUCCUCCUCCUCCUCGACGCUGCCCCGCUGCACCUACAACGAGGACUUCAAGCGCUACCUCCUCCCGGCCGUCUACAGCGUGGUCUUCACGCUGGGCCUGCCCCUCAACUUCACCGUCAUCCUGCGCAUCUGGCGCACGCGCAACGCCCUGACGCGCAGCCAGAUCUACAUGCUCAACCUGGCAGUGGCCGACUUCCUGUACGUCUGCUCGCUGCCGCUGCUCAUCUACAACUACGCGGCGCGCGACUACUGGCCCUUCGGCGACCUGGCCUGCCGCCUGGUGCGCUUCCAGUUCUACAGCAACCUGCACGGCUCCAUCUUCUUCCUCAGCUGCAUCAGCUUCCAGCGCUACCUGGGCAUAUGCCACCCGCUGGCCAGCUGGCACAAGCAGGGAGGCCGACGCCUGGCAUGGAAGGUGUGCGCCGUUGGCUGGCUGGCCGUGGCAGUCCUCUGCGUGCCCACCUUCGACUUCGCCUCCACCGGCGUCCAGCGCAACCGCACCGUGUGCUACGACCUGAGCCGGCCCGAGCGCUCCACGCAGUACUUCCCCUACGGCAUCGCCCUCACCUGCCUGGGCUUCCUGCUACCCUUCCUGGCCGUGGUGGUCUGCUACUGCCUCAUGGCGCGCGUCUUGUGUCUGCAGCGCGGGGACGGCAGCGGCGGCGACGCCGGCCGCGAGAAGAGGAGCAAGGCUGCCCGCAUGAUCGUCAUCGUGCUGCUGGUGUUCGUCAUCAGCUUCCUGCCGUUCCACGUCACCAAGACUCUGUACCUGCUGGUGCGGGUGCUGCCCCAGGCGCCCUGCGACGUCAGGAACCUGUUCUCGGUGAUCUACAAGAGUACGCGGCCCUUCGCCAGCAUGAACAGCGUGCUGGACCCCAUCCUCUUCUACUUCAUGCAGCCCAAGCUGAGGCGUAGCACGCGCUCUCUGUUCCUCAGGAUCACCACGCUACGAGACAAGAGCACCACUGUGUGAGAGAGGGCUAUGGCCUUAUGUGACCAGGGACGGCUCUGCCCAUUUGGGGGCCCACAGUGAAAUAUGGACUUAAGGUCCUCUAGGGGGCCCACAGUGAAAUAUGGACUUGGGGCCCUCUUGAAUUAUUUUUGCUCGUGUUUAGUAGCCUGAGUAUCUUCGACUUUCAAAUCUCUUCGAGACUUGGACUGACCAAGAGCAUAACAAUUAACAUUUCCCAAACAGCAUGGUUGACCCGUGGUUGAGCUCAGAAAGUACUUGCAUUGCUCUUGACCGGACUAGUAGCAACGCUGAAGGUGUUGCGUCACUAGGAGGGCACGGCCUGGCUAGGUGUUUACUAUAGCGAGGCUGACCGUUGGGGGCCCCUUUAGAGGGCAGAUUUGGCCGGGCCCUAGGCAAUUGCCUAGUUUGCCUAAUGUUAAAACACGGCUCUGCUUAUGGCUAUGGCAUUGGUGUUGGUGUCAGAACAUUUCCAGGUUCAAUCUUUUGUCAUCUAUGGCUUAAGUGCCACUGGGCCAUAACCUGCAUGGCAAACCAGACUAUAGCAUACGGCCUGGCAUUGCACCAUAGGCAAAGCUGUGGUGACCUCUGCUGGUGUGUCGCCACGCCUGUUACACUCUCCCCAAUGACUUGCAACACAGGUUAGGACAGGGGAAAAUACAAUACUUGCUACACAAAUAGUGUUGUGAUUAGAGGAAAGUCAGGCCAGAUUCAUGGCCCAGCUAGAAUUUCUCCUAUGGUGCAUUGCUAGACCAACUGACCAGGCAAAAACAAAAACAAAAAUUCUGCCAAUAGGUGGGUUUGUCUAGUUUACUGUCUGAGCCAGGCAUUUAACCCCAAAUUGCUCCAGUCCAGGGACUGUAACCCAUACACUGUAUAACUGUGAGUCACUGUGGAUAAAAGUGUGAGCUAAGUGUGAAAUGUAUUAUAAUAAAGGCGCGGGAUGGCAUGGGGGUGUUUCAGGUCGAUGACCGGAGGUGAAUCCAUGAAUCAGAAUCCUAUCAACUCAUUUCAUCACCUCCAUCCUGCUGCAAAAAUUAACAAAGUAUUGUGACACUUGUUUGUUUGAGCUUGUGAUCAUUAUGGAUAAACAUCCAGGAUGAUGUGUAGAAUUGUACUGUAUGUGAUGUAUAAUGUACGAGCCUUUCUGCUUGUCAGACUAAAACCUAUUGUAUAUGCUUUGGCUUAACAUAGGCAUAGAAAUUACUUGAUGCUGUGCUGUCAUUACACAUGUGACAUAUAAUGACUACUUAUUUGCACACUGUGUGUCGCAUUGGAACUAAACCCAAUUUAAGCCAACCUACCUGCAUGAAAUGUUCGAUUUAAUAUUCUGCACAAAAAGGUGUCAUGAUGGAAAAAAAGAAUAGCUUUGUAUUGCAUUAUUUCCAGUAUUGGGUGAAUCGUUUCACUGUCUUGUUAAGUAAAUUUGUAACUAUAUAUGGUGUUUUGGUCAUUUGAUUGACUAGUUUUACUAUUCACUCUGAUUGGCCAUGUCUCACCACUAGAUGGCGUAUGUUGCCAAGGAACUUGUGAACUUACUGAAAGGUUCCUGAUUCCUCACUCAACAGUGCAUCCAUUUCU
Molecule: messenger RNA, 3216 nt
Organism: Engraulis encrasicolus (European anchovy)
Lineage: Eukaryota; Metazoa; Chordata; Actinopteri; Clupeiformes; Engraulidae
Product: P2Y purinoceptor 6
Exons: 4
Coding region: 574-1638 (354 amino acids)
Biological process (GO): cellular response to pyrimidine ribonucleotide; phospholipase C-activating G protein-coupled receptor signaling pathway
Cellular component (GO): plasma membrane
Molecular function (GO): G protein-coupled UTP receptor activity; G protein-coupled ADP receptor activity; G protein-coupled UDP receptor activity
Source: RefSeq, a predicted model, not a curated record